AACGCCAACAGCUGUGUGCAACAAAAGGAGAUAUCUAAACAAGAAAAUAUGGAUUUGAAGAAGAACGAUAGAGGUGAUGAAGUUGAGCAAGAGAUUCUGAAGAAUAAGACAGACAGUUUGAUAGAGACAGAGAGGAAAAUACCAGUAGAGGAAUUUACGUCAGGCGAGACAUGCCAGGACUGGUUGAAAUAUUACAACCAACAGUAUUUCUUUGAACCCUUCCCUGGUGGUGAAGCUGUACAAGAAUUCAGAAGAUGGGAGCAGAGCGUUAGAAAACAACAACUGAGCCAAGCCCUCGUCCCUCUUAUGGAGGAGAAUGAAGACACAAAGGAUGAAGACAGCAAUGUUAAAUUAUCUGAGGUCAAGGGCGUCAUUGAAAGUGAUGAUGAAGAGCUGAAUCCGCUCUUGAAACUAAUGCUUCAACCGACAAUUAACAUCUGGGAAUAUUUCGAUGACCAGAAGCCAAUGAAGUGGUUUGAUGAGGACACCCAGAAGACUCCAACUGACGUGAGGGCAGCGGCUGGGUUCUCGGAUCCCUGGGGUGUGUCUGAGGAGUGGGACGAGGAGACAGAACCAGCACAGGAGUGCAUUGUCAAGAAAGGAAAGAGGAAAUGGUUCUCUUCCACGUCCUUGCGUAAAAGCAGGAAAGAAAAGAAGAGAGCUCCUGGCUUUUUUGCCAGAUUUUUCCACUGAAAGAUUUUCCUCCAUUGGAUUGUUUUGAAAAUAAUGUUUGAAUA
Molecule: messenger RNA, 737 nt
Organism: Magallana angulata
Lineage: Eukaryota; Metazoa; Mollusca; Bivalvia; Ostreida; Ostreidae
Exons: 9
Coding region: 49-693 (214 amino acids)
Source: RefSeq, a predicted model, not a curated record